AUGAAGUUCAAUACCGUUGCUCUUACUCUCGCCACGGCGGGUUCCCUGGUGGCCGCUCAACAUCACCACCAGCAUCGUCACCACCAGCACAAGCGCGAGAACGUUGUUGAAUCCGGUACCACCGUCGUGCAAUACGAGCUAGACGGAAAGCCGAUUCCUCUUCAAGAGGUGUGUGCCGGUCUGGCUGAUGGCACUCUCAAGUUUGCCGACAAUGACCAUCCUACUGCCGUCUGCGACAACCUGAGCAGCUCCUCUGCUCCUGCCUCCACGCCUGAGGUCACCCCCACAUUUGCCCCGGCCAAAUUCAUCGAACUCUCUUCCGUUGUCACCCCGGCCUCCUCGACCUCAGCUCCAACUUCGGACGCAGUCCAGACCCCUGCCGCCUCUAGCAGCUCUUCUGCCAGCUCUUCCACCGCCACUGGUUUGGAUGCCGACUUCCCUGAUGGAGAACUUGACUGUUCUACCUUCCCAUCCGAGUAUGGCGCUGUUCCUCUUAACUACCUCGGUCUCGGCGGAUGGUCUGGUAUCCAGUAUGUCUCCUUGGCCGACAAGGUUAUCAGCGAAAUUGUGACGGCCGUCACUGGUGAUAGCUGCACCUCUGGCGCCAUGUGCUCCUAUGCUUGCCCGGCUGGUUACCAGAAGUCUCAGUGGCCUACUACCCAGGGCUCCACUGGCCAGUCUGUUGGUGGUAUUGAGUGCCGUAACGGAAAGCUCUACCUUACAAACCCUUCUCUUUCAAAGAAGCUCUGCAUUCCCGGCGUUGGAGGUGUCCACGUCCAGAACACCGUGGGCGAAACCGUCUCUGUUUGCCGUACCGACUAUCCUGGUACCGAAUCCGAGACCAUUCCCCUUGGCCUUGGUGACAAUGAGCUCCAGCCCUUGACCUGCCCCGAUGGUGAGACCUACUACAAGUGGCAGGGCAAGACAACCUCUGCUCAGUAUUACGUUAACCCUAAGGGCGUGUCCCCUGAGAAGGGUUGCCAGUGGGGCGAUGGCAGCCUGCCCAUCGGCAACUGGGCUCCCGUCAACCUUGGCGUCGGCCAGAACAACGGCAAAUGGCUCUCCAUCUUCCAGAACAGCCCCACAACGAACGCAAAGCUUGACUUUAACAUUAAGAUCAAGGGUGAUAACCUCAGCGGCUCCUGCAAGUACGAAAAUGGUGUCUUCUACUCCGAGACCGGUAGCAGCAGCUCUGGGUGCACUGUCGAGGUCAUGUCUGGUGAUGCCACCUUUGUCUUCUACUAG
Messenger RNA from Aspergillus udagawae, 1245 nucleotides. RefSeq names its product SUN family protein UTH1 (gene sun1). Gene Ontology annotation, cellular component: fungal-type cell wall; cell surface. Gene Ontology annotation, biological process: fungal-type cell wall organization. Lineage: Eukaryota; Fungi; Ascomycota; Eurotiomycetes; Eurotiales; Aspergillaceae. Bases 1 to 1245 code for a protein of 414 amino acids. The transcript is spliced from 3 exons. The record is from RefSeq and is a predicted model, not a curated record.